CUACAGGGCGAUUCUCAAAGCUGCUCACUUCACCCACAACAUUAGAGCCACUGGGAAAGCGGGGGAGAGCAACACUAACCUAAAGCAGAGGCGAGGAAGACCACAGAGAGGAGGAAGAAGCGCUGUGGAAACGCCAAGUGACCCGGUUCUGCCACAGCAGAGGAAAUAAGCAGGAGACUGAGGUGCAUCUCUUAUCUUUCUGCCGACUGGCUGUUGGAACUGACGCACUUUUCAAAGAUUUGUGAGGCGGUGCGAUUUGUUUUGCUCUGUGUGGCAACGGCGGAAAAUAAAGACACCGGCGUGCGGAAAAGGCCGAAAACGUCUAAAGUGUGGGACCAUUUCCCGCUGCGGACGGCGGACCGAGCAGUACAGCGCAUACACUGUAAAACGGACCCGGCCCACCAGAACAGCACUUCAUCAGCGCUGCAGCACCUGAACCCAAAGCAUCCCCACGUGAGCGGCACUUCUCCAGGCGGAGUCGGAGCCUCUACAGCGCGCGGUUACGACUGCUGACCGAUACGAACAGCAGCGCUCGGAAGAACGUCCAGCAUCUUUUACAGAGAACGCUGAACACACACAGCAUGGAGCCUGACCAGUCAGAGAUGAGCAUCCUGGCCAACGGGAAAGGUCAUGACCUCGGGGAUGACAUGAACAUGCCAAUGAAGGCGCUGAUGGAGGAUGACCAAAAUGCUACUCAGAACAGAUUUGAUGAUCCAGAGGGGAACUUGGCUGAGAAUGUGGAGUUCAUCCCCAGUGGUGAGGGCAAGAAGCCACGUUUCACGGAUUUCGAAGGAAAGACGUCUUUUGGCAUGUCUAUCUUCAAUCUCGGCAAUGCCAUUAUGGGCAGUGGAAUUCUGGGCUUGGCAUAUGCCAUGUCCAACACUGGCAUUCUCCUGUUUUUGUUCCUCCUCACAGCGGUUGCUGCCCUAUCGGCUUACUCCAUUCACCUCUUGCUAAAAGCCUCUGGUGUUGUGGGAAUCAGAGCCUACGAGCAGCUGGGUUACCGGGCCUUUGGAACACCUGGCAAAAUGGCAGCUGGAAUUGCUAUCACACUGCAAAACAUUGGAGCUAUGUCCAGCUACUUGUUCAUCGUUAAGUCAGAGUUUCCUCUGGUCAUCCAGGCCUUUCUGAGGGCAGACAACAACCAUGGAGAAUGGUAUUUGAAUGGCAACUAUUUGGUGGUUCUGGUUACCGUCUCCGUGAUUCUGCCGCUGGCCUUAAUGAAGCAGCUGGGUUACCUUGGUUACACCAGUGGCUUCUCUCUCAGUUGCAUGGUCUUCUUCCUCAGUGCGGUCAUCUAUAAAAAGUUCCAGAUCUCCUGUCCAUUUGAAGAGUUCUCUCACAAUAGCACGGCAAUAAACCUGCACUCGAAUGUCUCAGCAUUUACUGACCACGCCCACAGUUAUGACAAUGGACACGUGGUGGACGAAGACCACUGCUCUCCUCGUAUGUUCACCAUCAACUCUCAGACGGCGUACACCAUCCCCAUUCUGGCCUUUGCCUUUGUCUGUCACCCUGAAGUUCUCCCCAUCUACACUGAGCUGCGCAACCCCUCUCAAAAGAAGAUGCAGCAGGUCUCCAACAUCUCCAUUUUGAUUAUGUACACCAUGUACUUCCUCGCUGCCCUCUUUGGGUAUCUGACAUUCAAAGAAAAUGUGGAGGCUGAACUGCUGCACACCUACAGCCGCAUUGACCCUUAUGACACCCUAAUCCUCUGCGUGCGAUUGGCUGUGCUCACAGCGGUCACACUGACUGUGCCAAUCGUCCUUUUCCCGGUGCGCAGGGCCAUCCAGCAGAUGAUCUUUCCCAAUAAGACCUUCCACUGGCUCCGUCAUAUCGCCAUUGCUGUCGUCCUCCUCAUUUUCAUCAACAUGCUUGUUAUCUUCGCCCCAAACAUCUUGGGCAUCUUUGGCAUCAUUGGUGCGACAUCUGCCCCCUGCCUCAUCUUCAUCUUUCCUGCUGUCUUUUACAUACGCAUCGUCCCCAAAGACGAAGAGCCCAUGCGCUCUACCCCCAAAUUAGUGGCUGCCUGUUUCGCUGGAUUGGGUGUUUUGUUUAUGAUUAUGAGUUUGAGCUUUAUUAUCAUUGACUGGACAAUGGGGAGCAGCAAUGCUGCUGGCGGCCACUAGGGGGCAGUCUCUGAUGUGCGCGUAUGUGUUUGUAAUGAGUGUACUCGGGAAGAGCUGAUGAUGUAUUGAGAGUUGGGCAAAUUUGUUUCUUAAUUUUUUACUCUUUUCAGUGUGAUGCGAAGAAAUGUAUCCCAACCCAGUCCUCAGGAUGCACAUUGGUAUUCUGUUCUAGCUCACAGUACACCUGAACCAGGUUCUAAAACACUGGAACAAGAACUAAAUGUAGACCAGCUUUACGAGGACUGGCUUGGGAACCUCUGGUGUAGGGGAUGCACUUCCCCUCCAAGAAUAAGAGUGUUAAGUGGUUCAAGUUAGCCAAGAAAGCAAUUUUGAUGGCUACUGCAUCCUCACCUGUCAUACAGAAAAGCUGUCUUCUGCUUCUCCAUCUUCUCAUCUUGCUUCCAGCUUCUUUGUGAUCUACAGCCAGUUCUGGAGAUAAAAACAGUCACAUCCUUUCCAAUUUUGUAAUAGUGACGGCACAUGCUUUGUAAAAAUAUCACGAUUUCUAUUUUUUUUUCUUGACACAUUAGUAGGAUAUAGAAAAAUACUGCUUAGUUUUAUUUGUCAGAGACAAAAAAAUCAUUUGUAGUGCCAUUCACUCUCAUGGAAUGUAGAAGGGCGUAUGGACAUGCGUGUGUAUAGACACGUAGCAGUUGCUGUUGGAGAAACAGGUCUGUGGUGCACGUAUAGUCUCAAGUAGGGGUGGGAAAAUAUGAUGGUGUUUGUUAUCGUUAGUACUGGGUGAUAGGCUGGUUUAAAAUUCACAACCAUUACGCAAGUAUGCCACAAACAAAUGCAGAUAAUGUGACAUACAAACAGCACAAACCACAUUAACUAGGGACAUUUCUAGAACCUUUAGAAUGAGGUGGCAGGGUAAGACUUCAGAUUUUAUUUGGGUGACACACUGAGAGAGAAAAAAA
This is a messenger RNA of Pygocentrus nattereri (red-bellied piranha), 3049 nucleotides long. RefSeq names its product solute carrier family 38 member 3b (gene slc38a3b). The record is from RefSeq and is a predicted model, not a curated record. The coding region runs from base 582 to 2129 and encodes 515 amino acids. The transcript has 18 exons. NCBI's taxonomy places the organism in Eukaryota, Metazoa, Chordata, Actinopteri, Characiformes, Serrasalmidae. Gene Ontology annotation, biological process: L-glutamine transport; asparagine transport; amino acid transmembrane transport. Gene Ontology annotation, molecular function: L-glutamine transmembrane transporter activity; L-histidine transmembrane transporter activity; L-asparagine transmembrane transporter activity.